Molecule: messenger RNA, 686 nt
Organism: Pistacia vera
Lineage: Eukaryota; Viridiplantae; Streptophyta; Magnoliopsida; Sapindales; Anacardiaceae
Product: oligosaccharyltransferase complex subunit ostc
Exons: 1
Coding region: 53-574 (173 amino acids)
Cellular component (GO): oligosaccharyltransferase complex
Source: RefSeq, a predicted model, not a curated record
UCUCUCAAGCAAACUCUAAAACCCCCACCAAACAAGAUCCAACACAACAACAAUGGCUCCCAAAUCAGAACAAUUACAGAGCCUCUCUACACAAGCAGAUCCUUCGUCUUCAUCCAUGGACCCUUUCUUUCACAUACUGAAGAUCCUCCCCUACUCCAUUAUCCGCCCACCCAGGCUCCGCCUGAAGCUCCCCUCUUUCACUCUCCCUUCCCCGAUGACCGUCUUUGCUCUCGUUCUUCUCACCUACUUCAUGGUGGUUUCAGGGAUCGUUUAUGAUGUGAUUGUAGAGCCUCCAGGCAUCGGGUCCACCCAGGACCCUGCCACGGGGUCGGUUCGGCCAGUUGUGUUCCUCCCGGGACGCGUCAACGGUCAGUACAUCAUCGAGGGUCUCUCGUCUGGGUUCAUGUUCGUGCUUGGUGGGAUGGGGAUCGUGCUCUUGGAUCUGGCUCUUGAUAAGAACAGGGCUAAAAGUGUGAAGGUUUCUUAUGCCUCUGCUGGGAUCUCAUCCCUUCUUAUCGCUUAUGUUAUGAGUAUGCUUUUUAUUCGUAUUAAGAUCCCCGGUUAUAUGAGGUGAAUUUUCGGGUUUCUUAUUUGGUUGUUUUGGAUUCAGAAUUUUAGUUUUCAUAUGCUAUAAUUUGCUAUGAAUAGAUUAUCAAUUAUCAGUUUAUCUUUCUGUUGAUUUGAUA